AUGGCAAAUGACACUAAAGCAAUCGUUGAUAGCUUGCACGAAGCAGCUAAAGAUGCGGUGAACACAGUCUAUUCCGAUUGUACCGAGGUUAUAGAACGAUUGCGGGAGCACGAAUCUGACACCAACUGGGACGCUCAACUUGGUGAGAUCAAUACCCUAAAACGCGAAACGGGGGAUCUGUGGGAAAAUAAAAAGCAAUUCGGUCUAGAUCAGAUCGAUAAGCUAUCGGGAGAUGUCGCUGAUACAGCGACCGAGUUGUAUCAGGCGAUGCUUGGUCUGCUUCAGCGCUUUAUAGUGACUGCUGUCAAGUGGUUGCAGCAGGCUCAAGACAAUAAAACGUUCUCGAUUUCGUAG
Molecule: messenger RNA, 354 nt
Organism: Aspergillus oryzae RIB40
Lineage: Eukaryota; Fungi; Ascomycota; Eurotiomycetes; Eurotiales; Aspergillaceae
Exons: 2
Coding region: 1-354 (117 amino acids)
Source: RefSeq, a predicted model, not a curated record